Molecule: messenger RNA, 2768 nt
Organism: Rhizophagus irregularis DAOM 181602=DAOM 197198
Lineage: Eukaryota; Fungi; Glomeromycota; Glomeromycetes; Glomerales; Glomeraceae
Source: RefSeq, a predicted model, not a curated record
AAGAUGAAGCUACGGAAAAUCAAGAACCAGAACUAGAUAAAUCAAAUUCUUUAAAUGGAAAUAAAGAUGAAGCAUCAGAGUUUAUGCUUUCAAUUCCUACACCAUCCCCUAAUGAUAGCAUGAUUGAAAACGUCGAGUCAUCAUCUUCUACUACAAAUAGUCAGUCUGAAGAAGAUGGUAAAGGUAAAUAUGCAGAAUCAACAGAAAAAAAAAUUAUGAUUUCUAACGAUAGUCAAAGCACGUCACAAAACAUGUCACAAGCUCAAAAUUCAAAUACGCAGAUGAUUUGUCAAAAUAAUACGGUACUCGGACCUGUGAACGACCAGAAGUCAUUUAAGGAUCAUGAUGACACGUUUGCAUCUAAAGAUAUGUCACUUGUAUCGAUGAUUGGCCCAACUUCAAUUGGACGUCAUGAUACUACAUCUACGUCAGUGUGUCCUUGUGACAUGACAUUGGUAUCGAUGGUCAACCAGUCUCCAUCUGGUAAUCACGAAAUUACAAACACAUCAGUGGAUGCUCAAGACAUGACUUUGGCAUCAAUGGUUGGUCUACCUCCAUCUGAGAAUUGUCAUACGUCAAUGAAUGUUCAAGACACGACGCGAAUAUCGAUGGCCAACCAGCCUUCAUCUGAGAAUGGCACAUCAAUGAAUGUUCGAGAUAUGACUUUGGCAUCAAUUGUUGGUGUGUCUCCGUCUGAGAAUUGUCAUACGUCAAUGAAUGUUCAAGACACGACGCGAAUAUCGAUGGUCAACCAGCCUUCAUCUGAGAAUUGCACUUCAAUGGAUGUUCGAGAUAUGACUUUGGCAUCAAUGGUUGGUGUGUCUCCGUCUGAGAAUUGUCAUACGUCAAUGAAUGUUCAAGACACGACGCGAAUAUCGAUGGUCAACCAGCCUCCAUCUGAGAAUUGCACUUCAAUAGGUGUUCGAGAUAUGACUUUGACAUCAAUGGUUGGUGUGUCUCCGUCUGAGAAUUGUACAUCAAUGGACCUUCGAGACAUGACUAUUGCAUCAAUGGUUGAUAUGUCACCAUCUGGGAAUAAUACACUAAUAAAUGUUAAAGAAAUGACUUUAGCAUCAUUAGCCGACCAGUCACCACCUAAAUCAAUGGGUGAUAAAAAUAUGACUCCAACAUCAAUGAUCAACCGAUCUCCAUCUGAAUCAAUGGGAGAUAAACUAACACCAAUAAUCAACCAAUCUCCAUCUAAAUCAAUGGAGUUUAAAAAUUUAACUCCAACAUCAAUGGUCAGCCGGUCUCCAUCUGAUUUUAAAGACAUGACUCUAGCAUCAAUGGUCGACAUGUCAUCAGCUGAAAUUCACAAAAUUACAUCCACACCAAUAGAUGUUAACGAUAUCACUACAGCAGAUCAUAGUAUUAUUUCUUCAGAAGAUAUGUCGUUAGUUUCCGAAGAAAAUGUAUACUAUAAUGAUAAACGAACAAUCUUUCAAGGAUUAGAUACUAAUCUACAACCAAGCGAACGACGAGAAACAACACUCUUUGAUGUGACCGAUGCUUCAUUGAUAAAUGAGGCGAACGUGAAACUUUGUGAUGGAACUACUGCCAUGUUGUGUGAUGAAAAUAUUACAGACAUCAUGAUAAAUGAAACCAUCAAUACAGGAGAUCUGAACAUUAAAGAAUAUCAAAAAUCAGAUUUUGCUGACACAGAAGAAAUGAAAUUCAUGAAAGCCAUGAUUGAGGAACAGAAUCAGCAGAUAGAAUUUUUUGAAGCUGAACUUGAAGGUAUUAAUAAAGAAACCCAAAGUCUGAGAGAGAUGCGUGAUUAUUUGAUAAAGGAAAAAGCAGAAAUAGAACAGAAAAUUCGCGACGCAAAACGACUUGUAGAAGGAACUCAAUGUUAUACUGAGAAGGACCUCAAUGAGGUACAAGAACAAUAUAGGAUUCUCAUUGAUAAACAUAAAUGGUUCCCUAAAAAGUUAUCUGAAGAACUUGUGCAUUUAGUAUAUGAUGAAACUGUGCAGGUUAAAAUUGAUACAAGAGAUCCGUGUAAACGUGACGACACAAAUAUACCCUUUGUUGAAGUAUCACUCGAUUUAAAUGACGAUAUGAAGUACGAUGAAAAAUUAUACUACCAAGCUAUUUUUGGUGGAAUUCAAAAAUUUGCUUUGAAUUAUAAAGGAACAAUAGAAAUCGCGGCAUGUUCCAGAAUCGUAAAGCCAAUAGCCACUUAUUGGAGAAAUUCGAAACAACUUUAUAGGGAUUAUCGUGUUCUAAGAUUUAAAUUACCUACAGAAAUUAUUGAUAGUCAAAUCAUUAAUAAUGAAAAAUCAAUAAUAAUGAUGAUCAGGGUAAAUUUUUUUAAUUAUAAAGCAAAAACAAAUUUUUAUAUAAAAUUUCUUUUUCGAUGGGAGGACGUUAUUAGUUAUCCAAAUAUUUCAAACCUUUUAUGGGAAAUUGAAGUUAUUUAUGGUAAAGUAAAGUAAGUAAAUACUAAAUAAUAAUUUUUUUUUUUAAUUUAUUUAAACGAAUUUUACUCGCGAUUUAUACUUGUUAUUUUUUAAUUAUUUAGCAAUCCAUUUAUAAAAGAAACACUUAACAAACAUCUUUCAAGUAAUGUCCUCGGAUGUAUUAGAGAUUCUUGUGUUGUUAUACAAAAAAAUGGAUUUGUUUUCUGAACAAUUUUUUUUUUCUUCAUAAUUACUGUCAUUCUAUUAUUUAUCGAGUAAUUGUCAAAGGAAUUGAAAAUAAAGUUUAAGGCUAAACAAGUUUGAAACGAAACAGCACGAUGAAAGGUAUAUAGAAGUAACAAAUGA